GUGGAAUGAACUAUUUGCGCACUGUCUGCAAGAUGAUGUCGGUUUUUUUUACGUUUUUUACCUAAUACGCCUGCAUGUUAGGUGACCACACAGGUGAAUAACACAUCGGGCACAUCUCAGCUGCGGGAAUGAAAUCGAACGCACCCUCAAUAUGCUGGGGCCUGAGAGAGUUAACUUCUAGGUGACAAGUAUGUUCUAUGGGUGAUGGUGUCCUAUGUUUUGUGAACACGUUUUUGUUUGAGGUUAUAUUUUCUUCGUUUUUUGGUGGUUUUCUCAAAUGUGUUUAAAAAUUACUUAAUUGAAUAUUUUAUAUACUAAAAUGGUAAAUACUGAAGAAGAAAAUUUCCCACGUGGAGGCAAAAGGCCGACCGCAACUGUAAAACGAAAACCUCAAGAUGACAAUGUGAGUAUUUAAGUAUUUUACUGAUUGGAUUCUCGAUUUAACGUAUUUGUCGUAGCUCUUUGCAAUAGCACGACCACCAAAGGCAAAAAAGCAGAAGAAAGCUAAACAGGCGAAACAGGUUUUGAGCGAAGAAUCUUUUUAUUCACAGUUGAAGCUACAUGGUUCUUUAACUUAUCAUAAAAUCCAAGAUGGUAUGAUUAUCCUUGGUUGUAUAAGGCAUAUUACUACAUUUUCUUUAGAAGUGGAAUUGCCAGGUCUCACAUUUGGCCAUGUGAAAGUUACAAACAUUUCAGAUCCUUUCACAAAAUAUUUAAACAAAAUGUUAGAGGAAAAUGAUGAAGAGAGUGAUACAAUACUGAAAAAGAUAUUCCAAGUAGGACAAUAUUUGGUGGUUAAAGUACUGAAAGUAGAGCAUACAGACACCAAAGUCAGUGUUGAAUGUUCAACAAACCCAAGAGAUAUUAACAUUGAGAAAGGACACACGUCAUUCAAAAAAGGAGUUCUUGUUUGGGCCUGUGUACAAUCCCAGUUGGAUCAUGGAUAUGAAAUGAGUCUGGGAGUAAAGAAUUGCAGAGCUUUCUUACCUAAUAAAAAUGUGGAUCAAGACAUUACCCUCAAUAUAGGGCAGCCCAUGUGGUGUGCAGUUCAUAAAAGUGAAUCAACAAGUGUAGCAUCAACAUUGAGACUGAGUGCCAAGCAACAGCAUAUCAGUGCCAAUAAAAUUGAAGAGAUAGGCAGUAUUAAUGAUUUAAUACCCGGAAUGCAAGUUAAUAUGUUGAUUGAGAAAGUUACUAAUAGGGGUCUACAAUGCAAAUUUCUUGAAGAUUAUUUUGGCUAUGUACAUGAAACACAGCUGAGUUCUCUAAAAAAGUCACCUAUAUAUUAUCCUGAAGGUAAAGUGGUAACAGGAUAUGUGUUGUAUGUAGAACCUGCACUGAAGGUCACUCAUCUGACCAUGAGAAGUAUGGAGAGUGUUCGAGAACCCAAACAUGCUAUUGGCGAAAUACUAACUGUAGAGGUGUCAUCCAAAGCUAACAAUGGGGUGUAUUUAAAAUUGCCAGAUGAUGAAAAAGGUUUUGUGACAAACAAAAGGCUGAUAAACUCUUUGCCUAAACAAGCAAAUGUAGAUGUCAACAAAACUAUCAAGGCAAAGUUUUAUCCUGGUAGCAAACAAAAGAGUAGAAUUUUGGAUUACAAUCGUAUUUCUAGGCUUUACGUUUGCACUUUGGAACAAGACAUAAUUAAGGAGAAAACGUUUACCCUAAAGGACGUAAAAAUCGGAGAACUACUCAAAGUGAAAAUCACAACUACAAAACCUGAGGGUCUAGUAGUAUCAGCUGGUCUUGUUACAGGGUUUGUUCCAAAUUUGUAUCUGUCGGAUGCAGCAUACAGUGACAAUUUGAAGAAAAAGUACAAUGAGGGGCAAACAGUCGAUUCUAGGGUGUUGAGUAUCAGUAGCGAAAAUAAUGUACUUUUUACUUUAAAACGAAGUCAAGUUGAAAAUGAUAAGUGCCUCACUUCCUUGGAACAAGCAAAAAGAGGUGAACAAUACCCUGGCGUCGUAGCUAAAACACAUUCUGGAGGAGCUUUUAUAGUUUUCUAUGGGAAUGUAACAGGGUGGUUGGGUAAAAAGUAUCUGCAAAGUGACUCUGAUGUCUCUGAUCCUACACAAUAUUUUUAUCAUGGACAGGUUGUUAAUGUUUGGAUAAGAGCUGUAUUGGAAGAUAAAGUCAUUUUAUCUUUGACCAAACCUGGAGAAUACAAAAAAACAAUAGAGCUUCCUAUUGGUAGAAGAAUUGCUGGAAUAGUGGGUCAAGUACACAAGGAUAAGCUCGAUGUUAACUCAAAAAGCGGAAAGCUGUUGGGCACUGUUCCUAUGAAUCAUUUAAGUUGCAGCUUGGAUCUGUGUCCUGUAUUCAUGAAGAGGUUUACAAAAGGAGAGGAGAUACGAGAUUUAAUGUGUAUAGAUAAUAGAUCACAACCCAAUGUUUUGUCUAGGCGAGAAGGUUUAGUUUUCACCCGAAAAGCAAAUACUAAAAUAAAAGAGUUUGCAUAUCUCAGAAAAUCCGAAAUAAUAAGGUGUUCUUUCGUGGAAAAUGCUGAUUCUGGUAUUUAUGUUAUGCCACAUAUUUUGGACUACACUGAAAACGUUUUGAUUAAGAAUGAGGAUAUUGUCUCAGAAAAAUCAAUACCAAAAUUCAAGCUGCACCAAAGUAUACUAGCAAAAAUAGUAAACAUAGAUAGAAAAUCAAAAAUUCUCCAUUUAACUGCUAGGCUGGAAAAGGUGUUUGACAAUAAUGUUAAAGCGACUAUGGAACUGUUUAGUCGUUAUAUAGUUGAUAGAAAACAACUUAUAAGUUAUGGUAAAGAUAAUGACUGGAAAAUAUGUCAAUAUAACCCUGGAGAACGUGUAAAGUGCAAAGUUGAAAAGUUAGCUAAAGAAGGGGGAUGUUUGGUAACGUUGCCUAAUGGUGCACAAGGAUUGGUAGCGUCUCACUUGUGCCCAACAACGCUCACAGAAGGGCAGAAAGUGGAAGGAGUGUACCUAGAUGUUGAUUUGAGGGACGAAUAUGCAGAAAUAUGCCUAAAGAAUAACAUUAAUCAGAAGAUCAGUAAAAACCAAGAUGGAAUGAUUAACAAUCAAAAAAUCUCAUCUGUCAGAGUAGAUAACCUGCUGAUCAAGACUGAUUAUGCCCUGACACUGUUGCGACAUGGAGGUAACAGACAAAUUGUCUACAUUCCUCUACGUCUUCACGAAAACGACUUCUUUGGGUGUAAACAGACCUACAAGCAGAAACAGUUCAAAAUAUGCAUAUGUGCCAAAACUGUGAAUUCAGUAUUAGGAAUAAGUAAGACGUUGUUUAUGAAUUUAGAGAAGAAACGUUUGAAAAAAGAGAAACAUAAAAAGGAGGUUGCGACUACAAAGGCAAAGAAAAAAUCGAUAAACUCAAAUGUGGAUAAGAAAAAUAGAGUAGUAAUGGAGGACGAAACAACUAGUGAGAAUGAAGCAAUGCACGGAAAUGAAGUUUCCGAAGAUGAUGAUGAAGGCAUAGGUAGUAAGAGUGUUGAAGAAACUGAUGAUGAUGCAGAUACUGAUGAUCAUGACAAAGUAGAUAAUGAAAUUGUUGAAAAGUUGAAUGAAGGAAAGGAUGCAGAUAUUGAAGAAGAUAUAGAGGCACAUGAGAGUGAGGGAGAAGAUAUGGAUGGGGAGGCAAUAGAGCAGUGUAACGAUUCUAAAGAAGGAUCUGAUGUUUCAGACAGCAUACAUGGCAGUGCAACGAAACCUGUGCUUUCUGGUAUAUCGUCAUUUUUCAAUGUGCAAACUGAAAACCAGAAGGAUGAAAGCUCAUCAGAUGAAGAAGAGCAGAUUGAUACAAUGAAGAAAAAGAAGAAAUUAACAGCAGCAGAACGCGCUGAACUGGCGAAAAAAGAAGAAGAACGCAUUUCUAAAAUUGAGAGAGAACUAGCUGACGCUACCAAACCUCCAGAAAGUGCAGAACAUUUUGACAGGUUAUUAGUCGGCAAUCCCAAUUCUUCAGAGUUGUGGACUAAAUAUAUGUCGUUUCAUAUUGCCAGUACGGAAAUCGACAAGGCUAGGACAGUGGCCAAGAGAGCUUUGCAGGCAAUCAAUGCCACAUUAGUCGAAGAGAGGCUAAACAUUUGGUUGGCUUUGCUGAAUUUGGAGAAUAUGUUUGGUACAAAGGAUACUUUUGAGAAGACAUUUGAAGACGCAGUCAAAUACAACGACUCUUUGGCAGUUUUUAUUAAAUCCAUACAAAUGUUGGCAGAAGCUGGAAAAGUUGCUGAUAUGGAAGAAAAAAUUUCCAAAGUGCGCAAGAAACACAAAGCUGAACCAAAAAUGUGGUUGGAGAUAGCUAAAACAUACUAUCAGAUUAAUAAGUUUAAGGAGGCUAGGAAUCUGAAAGAAGCUGCACUUAAGUCCAUUUUGGAUAAGAAAACUCAAAUGGAACUAAUAGUCCGUUUUGCCAUAUUGGAAUUCAAAUAUGGUGAAGAAGAACAUGGAGCAGCUAUCUUUGAAACUAUUUUGAGUUCAGAACCUAGGAAAGUGAACAUUUGGACGACUUAUGUUGAUCAGCUGGUUAAGAAGGGUAAAAUUGAUCAGGCAAGGAGGGUAUUAGAGAGGUCAGUUUGCCAAAAACUGCCCCUAAAAAGCAUAAAAACGCUUUUCCUCAAAUUUAGGAUGUUUGAGGAACAACAUGGUACAUCAGAAGCUGUAGAAGCAGUUAAACUGAAAGCAAAAGAGUAUGUAACUAGAGCUCUUGAUAAGCAUUGAAAGCCUUGAAUUUUUUAAACCAUUUUUUUGUAUUUGUUACGUGUAUUUACAGAUAUGUUGAUAAUUAGGCGAACAAAACAGUAUAUUUUUAUUAAAUGAAUGUUUUCAUUUUUUUAUUACCUGUGUUAAAAAAUAAAGGAUGUCCUUAUGUUUUUUUUACUUUAUAUUGUUACGCCCAUGCGGAAUGAGGCGUCAGCGAUAGGCGAUGUAUGGGUGAAGGUCGAAGCAAGGAG
Acanthoscelides obtectus is the source of this 4930-nucleotide messenger RNA. NCBI's taxonomy places the organism in Eukaryota, Metazoa, Arthropoda, Insecta, Coleoptera, Chrysomelidae. The record is from the annotation of a GenBank genome assembly.